This is a messenger RNA of Parnassius mnemosyne (clouded apollo), 387 nucleotides long. The record is from the annotation of a GenBank genome assembly. NCBI's taxonomy places the organism in Eukaryota, Metazoa, Arthropoda, Insecta, Lepidoptera, Papilionidae.
AUGGCGGACCUACGUAAAAAUUCUCGGGCUUUUGUAACUGAAUUUAUAGAAUUAUACCGGGAAUUACCUUCAUUAUGGAUGGUUAAGAGUAAAGAUUACUCAAACAGAGAUUUAAAGUCACAAAGCUAUGAGAUAUUAGUGGGAAAAUUUAAGGAGGUGGAGCCAAACGCUGAUCGAGAUUUUGUGAUAAAAAAAAUUAAAAAUAUGAGGGAUGUUUGGCGAAGACAACACGAAAAGAUUGAAAAAAGCUUGAAAUCCGGAAUGGCUGUGGAAGAUAUUCCUACUCCAUCAUUAUGGUAUUAUGAUUUACUCAACUUCUUGAAAGAUCAAGAGACGACUAGAAGUUCAAUAACUAACAUUAAAAUAGGAAACAAAGAUCGGGUAUAA